AUGGAAAUUGGGGACUGCGUGCUGCUUCUGGGCGGCCACAUGGGCCCCAUCACCAACGUGGCGGCGGCUGCAGACGGCAGCCUGCUUAUCACCACGUCCAGCGACGGCAGCGCCCGAGUGUGGGAGCUCGAGAAGGGCGAGUGCCUCGCCGUGCUUCUCGGCCACACCGCUGCGGUGAAUGCGGCAGCAAUAGAUGCAGAGGGCCGGCUGGCGGUGACGGCGAGCGCGGAUGGCACGGGCCGCGUGUGGGAUCUGGCAAGCGGCCGCUGCAUGCACGUGCUGGCGGGCCACGAGCGCGCCAGCGCAGGCGUGUGGGCCAUCGCGCUGACGCCCGACGCGCGCCGCGCCGUGACGGCCGGCGAGGAUUUCACCGCCCGCGUCUGGGACACGCUCACCGGGCGCUGCCUUGCCGUACUGCAGGGUCACUCCGGCUGGGUUGUCGAUGUUGCCAUCACUGCAGACGGCGCCCACGCCAUCACUGCCUCCCAUGACGGCACCGCCCGGGUUUGGGACUUGGCGCGCGGCACAUGCGAGCGGGUGAUGGCAGGCCACGCGGGGCGGCUGAACGCGGUGAAGCUGGGCGCGGGGGGCACCAUGGCCCUGACUGUGUCCGAUGACUACACCGCCCGCGUCUGGGACCUGCCCUCUGGCCGCUGCGUGCACGUCCUGAAGGGCCACGGGGGCUGGUUAACGGACGGAGCGAUCUCCUUGAGCGGCGGGCAGGCAGUGACCAGCUCUGGCGACGAGCUUGCUGUUGUCUGGGACCUGCACCAGGGCAGCUGCCUGAACGUUCUGGAGGGGCACUCCGGAGAAGUCCGCUCUGUUGUCCUGACUCGUCGCGGCAGGUUCGCAGUGACCGGGUCAGCGGACGGCACAGCGCGCGUGUGGGACUUGCAUGCUACUGCAGGCCAUAUGCAGCGCGCCCACAAUGGCCGCGUCACCGGCCUUGCAACUCACGGCUCCUCCGCCGUCUCACAUGGCAGCGACGGGGCCAUAGUGAAAUUUGCGCUGCAAAAGCGUGGAGAGCGGGACGCAUCACGGGUGCACAGCGGCGGUGUCAAUGCGGCCCUGGUGACAGCUGACGGCGCUAUGGCUGUGACCCUGUCCAAGGACUGCACCGCCCGCGUGUGGGACCUGCGCUCAGGCAGCUGCAUGCAUGUGCUCGUGGGGCACACGGAUGGAUUAGAGACUGCAUCUUUGAGCGCUGAUGGGCGCACACUGCUGACAGCCGCCUAUGACAGGAGCGCGCGAGUGUGGGACCUGAGGUCUGGGAAGUGCACAGCCAUACUUGCUCCAGGAGCCCAGGGGCACACGGAUGACAUCACGUGCGUCACAUUCUCCCCGGACUCCACACUGCUAGCCACCACCUCGCGUGACUGCAGCCUCAGAGUCUGGCAAGUUGACUCAGGCUCUGUGGACGGCCUUUUCAUGGCAGACACUGGGCUCACCUGCUGCAGCUUUGCCGGCACACCUGCGCCCGACACUCUGGUGGUGGGCAGCGAGAGCGGUGUUGUGCAUUUCCUGGAGCUGCCUAUGUAG
This is a messenger RNA of Coccomyxa subellipsoidea C-169, 1539 nucleotides long. Its product is annotated as WD40 repeat-like protein. The transcript has 10 exons. The record is from RefSeq and is a predicted model, not a curated record. Bases 1 to 1539 code for a protein of 512 amino acids. Gene Ontology annotation, molecular function: protein binding. NCBI's taxonomy places the organism in Eukaryota, Viridiplantae, Chlorophyta, Trebouxiophyceae, Coccomyxaceae.